GGGGAUCUUAACCCCCGUUUUUAGUAUUUUUUGAUUUAAUUAAAAAAAAAAAUUACCUAAUUAAACAAGGGACGUCCCUUGUUUUAGGGACAUAGCAUACGUAUCUUGUGGGACGCGUGUCAAAACCUCGCGUUUCUUUCUCUCUCUCGAAGCGGUUCGUUUCUCUCUUCUCCCGUGACUCCUCGACGACUCCGUCUUCCAUCGAUGAUCUCUCGUGGACCAUGGCUUCUCCUCGACGAUUCGAUCGGUGAGAUCUCUUCGAGGCAAUCAUCUGGCGUCUGUGUCGGUUUAAUCGCCGUCUCUGUCUCUCUCCUCGACAUGCAAGAGUCUCUCUCUGUCUCCUCGACGACUCCGCGGCUCUCUUAUUCUCCUCGGCGACUCCGCGACUCUGUGACUCCGUCGCUCUCCUCGAUGGCUCACCUCGUCAAAGAAUCUCUCUUCGAGGCAAUCAUCCGGCGUCUGUCUCGGUGGAAUCGCCGUCUCCGUCUCUCUCCUCGACAACUCCGAGUCUCUCUCUGUCCCCUCGACGACUCCGCCUCUCUCUUAUUCUCCUCGGCGACGCCGUGACUCUGUGACUCUCUCGCUCUCCUCUCCGGCCCGUAGGUCUCCUCGAGGAAAUCAAAUCUCACGGUAAAGCUUUAGGCCUUUUAGAUGUUGAGUUAACAAAUGUUUUAUGUGUCAUGUCUGAGAUGAAGCUUGAUGCCUUUUGAUAGUGAUCAGAUUAGUUCCGAUGAGGUGCUUAGUUGGGUGAUGUUAUCUCUGGUAUGUCCUUGGUAGAGUUCGAUCAUUUUGAUACUGAUCAGAUUAGUUUAGAUGUUGAGUUGAGUGAUGUUUUAUCUUUUAUAUCUGCGGUAAAGCUUGAUGCUUGUUCUCUGCCAAUGUCUAGUGUAAACCUUUAUGCUUUUGAUGGUGAUCUGAUUAGAUUAGAGGGAAAUGCUUGAAUCUAUAGUGAUAAUCUUGCUCGCGUCUGAAUCUUUCAUGUGCUGAUUUUGUCUCUUGUAUUUUCUUGUGAGAUGAACGGAUCAAGAGAGAUGUGAAGGUCUCUUUAUAUGGACGGUUCAAGUCAUAUGAAUCUUGUUCAAAGGAGAGGACUACAACUGCAAUACAGGAGUCAGUCACAGGAUGUGGAGUGGAGUCACGGGAAGUGAAUGAGUGGAGUCACGGGAGUGUGUUUUACCCUCUUGUAGUAGGGUCUGUCUUGCAUCGCCUCUGUCUUCUAGUAGUCACAGGAGUGUGUUUUACACUCUUGUAGUAGGGUCUGACUUGUAGUAGGGUCUGUCUUGUAGUAGUCACGGGAGUGUGUUUUUACGUUUGAUUUUUGUAUUGUAGUAGUCACGGGAUUGUAGUAAUUACAAGGAUGUAUGUCACUAAAUUUUAUAAGUCACCUUCUCUAUAUAAUUGUCAUCACUUUCUCUUUGUUAUCUCAUCAUCUCUUCUUCCCUUCUCUAGUUGUCUUCUUCACUUCUCAAGCUCCCGUAAACAAUAUUGAUCACUGCCUCUUGGUGAUCCUAUAUAAUUGUGAUCACAAGUCUUUUUUAUAACUACUCUCAUCUUAUCUCCUUCUCUUUAUUUUUUUCACCUUUUUAAAACACAAAAUUUCUACAUAAAAUUUUACGUUUCAUACAAGUCAAUGGCAUCUGGUUCUCAUAACCCUUUUGAGGGAUCAGAUGAUGAUACUUGUGAUGAAUAUUUUGAUCAAACUUUCGAUCAAUAUUUCGAUCAAACUUUCGAGAAUUUUACCAUUGAUAAUGUUAAUCAAGAAGAAGAGAGGAAAAAAAGGAAGAAACGCGUCUAUAUCGAAAGAAAUCGUGAAGAAGGCGAUUUACGGUUAUGGAAAGAUUAUUUCUGUAACACUCCUACAUAUCCUCAAAAUCUAUUCCGACGACGUUUUAGAAUGAACAAGCCAUUGUUCAUGCACAUUGUUGACCGACUCUCCAACGAAGUUCACUUCUUUCGCCAAAAGAAAGAUAGUCUUGGAAGGCUUAGUCUCUCACCACUCCAAAAGUGUUCAGCAGCCAUUCGUCUCUUGGCAUACUGUAGUGCGGCUGAUACGGUCGACGAAUACCUCCGGCUCGGUGAAACUACAGCUCGGUCUUGUUUGGAGCAUUUUGUGGAAGGAAUAAUUAAUUUGUUCGGCGAUGAGUACCUAAGAAGACCAACACCGGCUGAUCUUCAACGUCUACUUGAUAUUGGAGAGCAUCGUGGAUUCCCCGGGAUGAUAGGAAGCAUCGAUUGUAUGCAUUGGGAGUGGAAGAAUUGUCCCACCGCUUGGAAAGGGCAAUAUUCUCGUGGUUCGGGUAAACCAACAAUUGUUUUAGAGGCGGUUGCUUCGUAUGAUCUCUGGAUAUGGCAUGCGUUUUUUGGACCUCCAGGUACUUUAAAUGAUAUCAAUGUUCUUGAUCGCUCACCUGUUUUUGAUGACAUAAUAAAUGGUCAAGCUCCGCAAGUCACUUACUAUGUCAGUGGAAGAGAGUAUAAUUUGGCUUAUUAUCUCACCGAUGGUAUUUAUCCGAAAUGGGCAACUUUUAUCCAAUCUAUUCCGAUGCCACAAGGACCGAAAGCGGUUUUAUUUGCUCAACGUCAAGAAGCUGUCCGCAAAGAUGUCGAGCGCGCUUUUGGAGUCUUGCAAGCUCGCUUCGCCAUAGUUAAAAAUCCGGCACUUUUUUGGGAUAAAGUCAAAAUUGGAAAGAUUAUGAGAGCUUGUAUCAUACUCCACAAUAUGAUAGUAGAAGACGAAUGAGAUGGCUAUACUCUAUUUGAUGUUUCAGAGUUCCAACAAGGAGAAGACACCGGAAGUUCACAUGUCGAUCUCACGUAUUCUACAGAUAUCCCUACAAAUAUCGCCAAUAUGAUGGGUGUUCGAACUAGAAUUCGGGAUAGACAAAUGCAUCAGCAACUGAAAGCGGAUUUGGUUGAACACAUAUGGCGUAAAUUUGGACUUGAUGAAGACAACAACUGAGCUUCAAUUUUUUUUUUUAUAUUCUCGUUUAACGUAGUAAUCUUUGUUUGUAUGUUUUUUUUUAAGUUCUAUGUUUUAAAUGUAAUUUAAUUAAUAAAUAAAAAUUUCAUUUAUAAAAAUUUUUAAUUUUUUAAAAAAUAAGAACCUCUAAAUAAGAGACUCCCAUUGGAGGCCCAAAAUUUUAAACGUUUCUUAAUGAGUUUCUUAUUUACUUUUAAUUAGUUAAAUAAUGAUUAAGAAACCCAUAUGAGUAUAUGGGUUGAUCAUGCUCUAAGUAGCAUGAGUUAAUAAUAAAACGACAACGUACUAAUGAAGAAGAGAUUGAGAGUUUUUGAAAUUUUAAUUCAUGUUUUUAAUAUUGUUUUUGAUAAAUGGAACUAAGAGAGCCUUCUCCCGGUAAGUAGCAUGAGUUAAUAAUAAAACGACAACGUACUAAUGAACCUAUUAUUAUUAUGUAAGACUCUCUCUCACAAAGAUUCACCGGCUCCUCCUUCUUUCCUUGGCCACUUUGGUCAUCUCCACCUAUCUUCACCAUUCUCUGGCUCUCCUCUGUCUCAGCUAGCAUGGACCUAUCAAUACUCCCCCGUAGAAGACCCACCUUGUCCUCAAGGUGGUAUGAGCUGAGACUCUCCCAUUGACCACUACAAUAGGCUCACCUUGAUAAGGGCUAUAAGGAUAUGCUCCUACAACCUCUAUCACUGUGUGUCCCUCUUCAUUGUUUCUAAAAAAACCCUCUGCAAACACUCAACAAGACUCCAACCAGUAUCCUUCUCCCAACUUCUACCAAUCCCCAUUCUUGCUCUUCGUUUAUGUUUCCAUUUCUCGCGAGCGAGAUACUAUCAACCCUCCAUAACAGCUCUGCUACAUUCUUCCGCUUUGGAAAUCUUGUGUCCAUGGUUCAUAGCUUAACUCCAUUAGUAAUACCGGAAAAAAAAAUCAGAUGUUUCCCCCUGUGUAAAAUUUCCCGUGCGUGAGACAGCUUCAGCAUUGGUCAUACUAUAAGCACCUAUGUCACUCUCUCCAUGGCGUGCAAGAUUAACGCCUCGCAAAGUCACCCACUCGUGUUGAUGACUUAAAGAUAAGGUGGGCUUCUUUCAGUUUAUGUGUUAGUCUCUCCAAGUUUCGAGAGCCAUUUGUAUCCCAGUACCAUCUGAAAAUUUGAUCUACUUCCUCCUAAAACGAUAAAGUCCUCUUCAAUGUCUAUUCCUUGUAAGUUCAUCUUGACUCCUAAAAAUGUAUUGCUGCUCUGAAUCACCAAACCACAGCCUAACACAACCCGGAGUGUAUGCUCUUAUCAGUUGGUAACUCAAAACGUUCCACCAGCUCUGCUGAGAUGAAGUUGCUCGUAGUGCCCGAGUCGAUCAGUACCGCCACUACUCUACCGUCUAUGGUACCCACCACGAAGAACCUUUUGUAGCAGUCUUCCUUGAUCAUGAUGUACGGUGUUCGAGUUUGAUUUGCUUCAGCCCCCGUGAUCUGAACCAGACUGCCACUUAGGUCUCUCUUCAUUGUGGAAUGUAACCAAGCUCAAAAACGAUUCUUGAAAACAAGGAAAAGGUGUUGCACAUGCAGAUCCCCACUGUCCUGAAGACCACCUUGCUGCUCUCACCACAAGGACAAGUUCAUUCCAUCUUUGAGUGUGCUUGGUUGAAGUUGCUUCACUUCUUUCUGUAAAAGGAUGCUCAAAACCACUCAUGAAGACCUCGAUCAAAAAAAAAACCCGGCAAGAAUACAGACUUCUGAACCUGUUCUUCAAAGCUUCUUUGGUAUUCCAUAACUGACACUUCUUGAUAAAUUUAUGAGUAACAUUGGAACCAAUACCUACUCUAUCAUUGUAUCGGCUGUCCCUGUUCACGAUUGUUUCCUCAUGCUCCACUCGACCUAUUUUCCUUGUAGUUACAUAUUUUCCUUCAAUAUGCAGCUUAACACCAUCCACUUUAAUUUCGUGUAAAAUCAUCUUCUUGAACUCUUCUCAAUUCCUAAGAACUUUUAUUUCCCACGACUCUUUGAUGUUUUCUCCAAUGGUUCCUUGUAAGCUUUCAUAAGCUACUUGAAGCAUCUCCUCUUCGAGAAUGUGAUUCUCUACGCAAUUCUUCCUGAAAUUAUUGAGCAAUACCUCCAUUUCCGUCCUCGAGACACUCACAAUCUUGAAUCGUCACUUCAGUGUUCAUAUCAGCAACUCGAGUUAGCACUCCACUCAGAUUGUCACCAAGCAACACUGUUCCCUUCAACUAACCAUCCCAUAAUCUACUUGUACUUCCCUGGUACUGAGGCAAAGUACCGUACAGCUGUGUUGGUGCCAUGGCAAAACCAUCUAGUCUCGUUUUUUCCUUAUCUGAAAACGCAGCAAACCUUAAAUGUGUUCCUCUGAGCUUAGUUGCUCCCCUUUGAUUUAUGAAUAACAUUGUUCUUCGACUGUGACUACUCAUCGCCACUAUAAAGUGGUUCUCGAGAAGCUCCUAGACAUAAACAUGUCUUCUCCAGUCUCAUACUGCGAACCCUCUAACGUACCUUGAAGAACUUCUUCUCAACUGAUUGUCUACCACGAACAUGCUCUUUGCAUACGUUAUGGAACCUCUCAGAAUGUAGGAGAGGAUAUUUUAUCCCCUCCAGUGUGGGAUCGCUUCAUGUCUCACCCCUCUUCAGUAUCACCUCAUUAGCAAUCAAUCUCACGGGCUUGGUUCUGUGUCACGUUUGAAUUAAGAAGCUCGGUUCAGGAACACCACCGUACGCAACUACCUCCUCGAUUGUAUCCGCUACACCCUUUCCUAUCGGACGAAUAGAGAUUGGUUCUUGCGCGCAGGCUCUCUCUUCGCUACACGACAAGAAGGUAAAACCGGUGUCAUCACCUUACCAACACCCUUCAAGUCAUGAGUUGGUCACACGCUCCCCACAUGUUUGAUGAAAUUCCUCAGUGGUUGUGUUCUUGCUAGGUUUGAUUCCACCCCAACGAGCGUUGGUGUAAUGCAGAUUUGUGUUCUUGUUCCCUCCGUGAGCCCAGUUCCGGUUGAGACUCGCUGGAACAAGUACGACCCACUAUCGCCAAGAUGACCCAUGCGACUCUUAGCCAGAUCCGGUGCCCUCGUCGUCGUGUCUGAUGUCUUCACUCCUUCACGUUGAGGAUCUUCUGAAUCGAGACUUUUCUGAUUCUGAUUCGCCUGAAAUCGACUCAAAGCUCCGUAAGUGUGAGUCAACAUCCCUUAUAACUUUCACAUCUCAGGAAGUAUCUCCAUGUAAGCCUAUGUUUCUCGUUCUAGAGGAUUCGAGUGCUCUGAUAUCUUUGUUAAGGUUUGGAAAAUGGAUUCUAGGGUUUAUGUGAGAAAAGUAACAAGAGAGAAGCGAUUGAGAGCUAUUGGAAUUUAUAAUUCUUGUUUUUAAUAAAUCAAACUAAGGGAACCUUCUCCCAAUAAGUAGCAUAAGUUAAUAAUAAAACGAUAACUUACUAAUGAACCUAUUAUUAUUGUAUAAGACUCUAUCUCACAAGGAGUCACUGAAUCCUCCUUCUUUCCUUGGCCACUUUGGUUAUCUCCAUCUAUCUUCACCAUUCUCUGACUCUCCUCUGUCUAGCAUGGUCCUAUCAUUGAAUUAGGAUGUCUAGAGAGGUGGGCGUCAACAUCAAGAUUGAGUUUCUAUUUUUCCAAAUGGUCCAGAGAAUCCAAGGGAUCUCCUGUCUCUGAGCCAAUGGGAUUGAUUCCUCACACAUCAACUAGAGGUGGAGAGAUAACAGUUCCACUAAUUGAGAACUAGUGUGAUGUGGGAUAUUUUGAAAACCCGCACGGGACCAAACAUCAAGCGCAAUAGGAAAGUUGAAAAGGACAUGGACAAUGGAUUCUGAACUUGUCAAGCAGAGUUUGCGGCCCAUGUCCAGGUUCAUCCAACGAGUGUAUAACCUUUUUGCUAUAGUUAACUGAUAUCUUGCAUAUUCACAUUGUUUUAUCCAUUUAUUAAUGUGCAUUUUCAUCAUAUAGAUUAGGAUUUAGUCAUGUCUAAGUUGCAUUUUGCAUAAAUAUGUCUCUAUUAGGUAUUGGAGUACCACUUGGAGUUCCUGGAGACAUUUGGGUACAUUUGGAGCUCAAGGGAGGUGAUUAGAGUGAUCUUUGGACGAGCACUGCCUGGAGCGACUUCCCGGAGCGACUACAUGAAGUCGCUGUGACACAUAUCCCGGAGCGACCUUGCCAGAGCGACGUAGAGAGGUCGCUCGCGUUUCUAUCGCGAGACACCCCUCCCAGAGCGACUUGCCAGAGCGACGUUCCAAGGUCGCUCGCGUUUCCAUGGCGAGACGACACCCAACGAGGCCCAGAGCGACGUCUUCAGAGCGACACAGCCAGGUCGCUCGCGAGGAGACGACCCGGGAGCGAUGUCUUCAGAGCUACACAGCCAGGUCGCUCGCGAAGAAACGACCCGGGAGCGACCUCUCGCAGCGACGUGCCGAGGUCGCUCCGCAUCAAUUUGUUUGGCGAAUUCAUGAUUUCUCAAGGGCCUUUUGGUCAUUUCAUUAUGCACGUUUUUACUUCUGAAAACCUAUGUUUUAAGGAUUUUUGUAAGCCACCAGAAAACAAUCUCUUUUCCAGAGAAGAACUAGUGAAAACUUCUUUUGAUUCAGAUUUCAUUGCUUUGAUCUUGUGUUCUAGUUGAUUUCUUGUCUAUUUCUCUACAUGCUUAAUCUGAAAUCCAAUAUGGGUUUAAGAGGAAUCAUGGAGAUUAGUGAGUAAUCACUUUUUGAAUUCAUGGGCUAGAGAGAUUAAAGGUGAUUAGGUUCGUUCUAGGAUGUUUUAGUGUAGAUCAUUUUUGUUCCUUGCUAGUAGAGUAUUAAUAAUGCAUCUUCUGAGUUGGCCACUCAAAAGUUGAUAUUUAGGCAUUUCCCACCCACAAGGUGUUUGAUGAAA
Molecule: messenger RNA, 7845 nt
Organism: Brassica napus (rape)
Lineage: Eukaryota; Viridiplantae; Streptophyta; Magnoliopsida; Brassicales; Brassicaceae
Product: glutathione S-transferase T3-like
Exons: 2
Coding region: 1631-2740 (369 amino acids)
Source: RefSeq, a predicted model, not a curated record